AUGAGCUGCUAGUAAAUGACAAACCUGCGUAAAACCAGUUGGUUAAGACGCUUUCAGGCAAAGGGAAAAUUCCAACACGAAGUGAAAUAGUUUAUUUCUUCCCUUCAGGCAGCUGCAACUGGAUGUCUGACGCUCCACAAAGGGAAUAGGAGACUAAAUUACAACUAUGGGAUUGCCUGGGAUGAAGUGGUCAUUAUUUGCAACUGUUGCACUGUUGGUCAUUUUGCACCACAAUGAUGCUAUCAGCCUGAAGGAGCAUCUAGCUGAUUGCCUGGAGGACAAAGACUAUGACAAACUACUGCAUAUAGUGCAAAACGGCCUCCAUCACACUUGCACAAGUCAUCACGUUGCUAUUGUUGGAGCUGGCAUGGCGGGACUGACAGCUGCCAAGCUGCUACAAGAUGCAGGACACAAGGUUACCAUUUUAGAGGCUAAUGAUCGAAUUGGGGGACGAGUGGAAACCUACAGGAAUGAAAAGGAGGGCUGGUACGCAGAACUGGGGGCCAUGAGGAUUCCAAGUUUUCACCACAUUGUUCUUUGGUUUGCUGAGAAACUUGGUGUUAAGCUGAACACGUUCAACAUAAAAGAUCCCAACACUUUUUACUUGGUUAACGAAAAGAGGAAAAGGACAUAUGCAGUGGAAGCCAAUCCUAACAUCCUCAAUUACAAGGUGCGACCAAGUGAAAAGAACAGUUCAGCUGAUGAACUGCUGCAAAAGGCUCUGAAGCCGGUGAAAGAUGAAGUGGAAGCUCAUGGCUGCAGGGCUGCACUGAAAAAAUAUGACCACUAUUCUGUAAAGGAGUAUCUGACAGAGGUGGGAGGACUGAGUCAUGAGGCCAUCAGGAUGAUUGGAGAGCUACUGAAUGAACAGAGCCUUAUGUACACUGCGCUGACUGAGAUGAUUUAUGACCAAAGUGACAUCAAUGACAACACCACGUACUAUGAGGUGACUGGUGGGUCAGACCUUCUCCCCAAAGCUUUUCUUUCUGUCCUUGAUGUCCCUAUUUUGCUAAACUCCAGGGUUGAGAGAAUUAACCAAUCAGAUGAAGGUGUUAUUGUCUCUUAUCAGAGACAUAAUGAGCCCUCACUUUCCCACCUUCAUGCUGAUGUUGUCCUGAUAACAACCACAACCAAAGCCACCCUUUUCAUGGACUUUGAUCCACCUCUCUCCAUUCAGAAGAUGGAGGCCCUGAGGUCAGUCCACUACGACAGUUCUACUAAAAUCCUUCUCACCUUCAAAGAAAAAUUCUGGGAAAAAGAUCAAAUCCAAGGGGGAAAGAGCAUCACAGACAGGCCGUCUCGUUUCAUCUACUACCCCAGCCACAGUUUUCCAAAAAAUAAGACCAUCGGUGUCCUUUUGGCUUCCUACACCUGGUCUGAUGAUUCCCUCCUCUUCCUCGGAGCCAGUAAUGAAAGGCUUAAAGAGCUGGUUCUCAAAGAUUUGGCUCUGAUCCAUGGAGAAUACAUCAGGUCCCUCUGCACUGGUGUCUUGGUGAAAAAUUGGAGUCUGGAUCCAUACAGCCUGGGUGCCUUUGCUCUGUUCACCCCUUACCAACACCUAGAGUAUGCCAAGGAGCUCUUCAGGCCUGAAGGAAGGAUACACUUUGCUGGGGAACACACAGCUUUUCCUCACGCUUGGAUCGAAACUUCUAUGAAAUCUGCAAUCAGGGCGGCCAAGAAUAUUAACAAGGCAGCUCUGAUGAGUUCAGAUAAAAGUCAUCGCCGAGAUGAGCUUUGAGGUCUGAUUGUGCGGUUUUAAUAAAGAAAUUAAAGAAAUGAAAAUUUAUGUUCUUGAUUUCAGAAGAGAAAUUUUUUGAUUGAUGUCUUCAAUAAAAUCAUGUUUGUACAUUA
Melanotaenia boesemani (Boeseman's rainbowfish) is the source of this 1851-nucleotide messenger RNA. RefSeq names its product L-amino-acid oxidase-like. The coding region runs from base 167 to 1738 and encodes 523 amino acids. Gene Ontology annotation, molecular function: L-amino-acid oxidase activity; polyamine oxidase activity. Gene Ontology annotation, biological process: amino acid catabolic process. The transcript is spliced from 8 exons. The record is from RefSeq and is a predicted model, not a curated record. NCBI's taxonomy places the organism in Eukaryota, Metazoa, Chordata, Actinopteri, Atheriniformes, Melanotaeniidae.